Coniophora puteana RWD-64-598 SS2 is the source of this 2749-nucleotide messenger RNA. RefSeq names its product Clavaminate synthase-like protein. The coding region runs from base 322 to 1422 and encodes 366 amino acids. Gene Ontology annotation, molecular function: dioxygenase activity. Lineage: Eukaryota; Fungi; Basidiomycota; Agaricomycetes; Boletales; Coniophoraceae. The transcript has 6 exons. The record is from RefSeq and is a predicted model, not a curated record.
UGCGCUCUCCACAGUCAGAUGAAUCAACCUCAAGCCCAAGAUGACACUAUAGCUGCUAGCUUUAGUUCGCGCUCGCUUCAUUGGGGUGCAAUGCUCACAGGUCGCGCAGUGGUCGGACGUUUCGGGCUUUCUCGCGCUCUGCUCGAUGUUCCCUUCCCCCACUGUCGGGCCCUUUAUGAGGUCCCAUGUCAUGAUGCCGCCAAAUGCCGCCCUUCUCGAUAGGCUUUAUAAAGACCCUCGGCCGCUUCGUGGCAAGAUCUGACAAGUCAUAAACUCCCCAGUUUCCCACAUAUCCCGUCUCUCUUGUCUUCUGAACACGACAUGCCUGGCACGACAUACCCCGCUGCUUUCGAAGGUAUCCCACCUUUCCCGGACGACGUCGAGACCGUCCCUCUCCUUGUCAUCGACUACGAGCUCGUCAAGAACGGCGACGAGAAUGAAAUCAACAGACUUUGGGAGGCAGCGACGACGCUGGGCUUCUGGUACUUGAAGAACCAUGGGGCAGACGAGACGAUGCUCAGCAGCAUGUUCGCCAUGGGCAGCGAGGUCAUGAACCUACCGACUGAGGAGAAGAUGAAGUAUGACCAGGGCAACAAUGGUAUCUCACACGGGUAUAAGCAGCCUGGUAACGUCAACACCGACGCUACUGGCAAGAACCAAGACUCCGCCGAGUUCAUCAAUAUCUCCAAGGACGAUGCACUAGCCUACCCCGGUCCCUUGCCCAAGCUCAAAAUGGGCUACCCCGCACCCGCGGAGACCGCCAUGGAGGCCGCCAUCAAGCCGUUCAUCCGCCAGUCUGUCGAGGUCAACGAUACCGUGCUCGAGGUGUUCAACCGUAAGCUCGGCCUGAAGGAGGGCACACUCGCACGCAAGCACAACGCGUACAGCGGCAGUGAGGCGCGCUGCAUCCGCACCCCGCCCGCGCCCGCGGACGUCUCCCCGGACAAGGUCGCCCUCCUCGCGCACACCGACUUCGGCUCUCUCUCCUUCCUCCACAACCGCCUCGGCGGGCUGCAGGUCCUUCCCCCGGGCCACACCAAAUGGCUCUACGUCCGCCCGAUGCCCGGCCAUGCGAUCUGCAACGUCGGCGACUCGCUCGCCAUCUUCUCCGGCGGCGUCCUGCAGUCCAACAUCCACCGCGUCGUCCCUCCACCCGGCGACCAGCGCGCGCACGAGCGCUGGUCCCUCGUGUUCUUCACCCGCCCCAACGACGACGAACGCCUGCGCCCGCUCGUCGACGACCAGCUGCCGGGCAGCACGCUCAUUCAGGAGGGGCUGGCGAAGAAGCCCGGCUUGACGCAGACGGAGGAGACCGCUGGGGAGUGGCUGGCGCGUAGAACGAAGAUGCAGCGGACGGCGAACAUCAAGAGCGCGAAGGAUUUCCUGGCUAGUCGGGGCACGGAACAUACCCAAGUUGCUUAGAAUGAGCUAGUGUUCCAUUUCGAGGAUGUAAAUCAGUGCACUGUACAACCCAUGUGUAGUUUAUAUGUAACCUAUGUUCAUAUUCCGGAACCUCAUUCGAUAGACCUGGUGGACCCCAAAGAGCUGCCCGCAGAUAUCAUAAGACUACAGACCCUUGAUCAUUCGAACAGAUACCCAGAAUGCUCUACGCAUACGUUCUGUAAUCGAUGCAAAGCGAGAAUGAGAUGUGAGACUACACGAACGAAAGCAAAAUGCAGCACGUCUACCUACAAUUACAGAAAUAUACAGUAUCCUCUUGCAGCCCCUACCAACAUCGCACCUACACCUGGCAACCCACAUAAAUCUAGAACCCCAGCUGCUCCACAAAGCUCUGCCACGCCGCAUCGAGCACCGGCGCAUCCUGCAUAUGCCACCCCCCAGGCACACCCGUCCCCGGCGCAGGCGACGUCCCGCCAACAUGGUGCGCGGGCGUAAAGUUGUUCAGCAUGCCCGCCGGGAACCCCAUCGGGAUGCCGCCGUUUGCGCCUUGCCCAUUGCCAGUCCCAUGUCCGCUACCGGAUGCAGAGCCCGAGUUCUGCUGUCCAGAAGACCCCGAGACUGAGGAAGACAGCCCAGAGUGCUGAGGCCCACUGUAGAUCUCCGCGCCGAACGGCGCCUGCGAGCCCGCAAACUGCACGUCGGUCAUGGCGGUGAAGAACGGCUCCUGGGGUAGGUGGAGGUACCCUGGCUGCUGCUGGUUCUGCGACUGCUGACUUUGCUGCCGAUGGUGUUGCGCAUGCUGCUGGGACUGCGGCGAAGCCCCCGAGCCAGAUCCGGAGCCGGAGUUAUUGUAGUCGAACUGCGGGAACCCAUCGAAUAUCUGCAUGUCCUGCAUAAUUCGAGGGUGAAUAUCGUUCAGCGUGCUCCACCCCUCCGGACUCCCCCCGUUGGUGGCCCCGUUGGUGCCUCCGCCGGUGUCCAUCUCGUUGGUGCUGGUGGCCGGACAGCUGCCAUUAGCGAUACUGCAGCUGGGGCUUGGAGCGGUGCAACUCGGACUUGCAACGGCGCCAUUGCAUGGUGAGGCACCGGACGAGUUCGUGAACGCCGUAGGUGACGACCCGCUCGUCGAACCGGUCGCGUUAGAGUUGCCAUUGGUAUAGACGUGAUUAUGCGGGUGCCCUUGCGGGUUGACUGGGCUAUCCGGUGUAAACGACAAGCUCGCGAUGACCUGCGUGCUUCCUCCGCCAAUUCGGUCGAGCUCACUCUUGGUAAGGCAUGAUGCCUCCUCGCCGUUAGGAGAGUUCAUGGCAUCAUGUCCCUUCUCCCAGAGCUUCUUCACCGGCAUCUG